AUUAAGACUGAAAUCAGGUCGAAAUGAUCCAAAAGUUGGACGCACAAGGGAGUUUCCCAGACAUCGGUAAGUGGGAUGAUGGAUCCGACCAUGAUGGUGUAUCAAAGAUAUAUAUAGGAUGUGGGAUUAAAGGCAUACGUUGUAUUUAUUUCGACUACGUCAAGAGUGGAAAAUCAAUAGAAGGAACACGCCAUGGUUUUCCGGUUUAUAUGGCUGAGAUUAACCUUCUAGAAAAUGAACAUCUUGAAUCUGUAAGUGGCACUUACGUGAAGGAUGAACAUAUUUAUUCACUUGUAUUCAAAAGUAACUUCAAGACUAUUGGACCUAUAAUGCCUAUGGACGAGAACAGUGUACCGGGGGAAACUAAGGAUUUUACACUAGCAGUCAAAGGGAAGAAGAUCAUUGGGUUUCAUGGUUCUUCGAUUUAUAUGGUCAAGUCUCUUGGAGCAUAUUUCACAUGGAUAACUCCAACUAGAGUGGAAGCAAAGGACGGAAAGGGAGGGAAAAAGUGGGAUGAUGAAUAUAACCAUGAAGAUGUAUCAAUGAUUCAUGUGCGAGGUGGUUAUGGAGGCAUACAAUCCAUCCAGUUUGACUAUGUAACGAAUGGAGAACUGAAAAAAGGGCCAGUCCGUGGUGUCUCUAACGGAGGUUUCACAUCGACGUAUGAGAUAAACUAUCUCAACGACGAAUAUCUAGUGUUCGUUGAGGGUUACUAUGAUGAUGGUUUAAGAGUCAUUCAAGGGAUUCAAUUCAGAACAAACAUAAGAACAUUUGAAAUGAUGGGAUAUGCCAAGGGUAGGAAGUUUACACUUGAAGACAAUGGAAACAAGAUAACUGGGUUUCAUGGAUAUGCAGACAAGAGGGCUCUUAUCUCUAUUGGAGCAUAUUUCACCCCCGCGACUCCUUGUUGUAAACUGGAAUGCAUUGGUCAACCUGGCGAUGGAUUAAGGUGGGAUGAUGGUGCUGGUUAUGACGGCAUUAGAAAGGUGUUCGUUGCUGCACCAGCUUGUAUAUUGUCUAUCAGGUUCGAGUACGAACACAGAGGCAAAGUAAUUAAGACUCGUUUCCGGGGAGAGUCUGAAGAAGAAGUAGAGUUUGUGAUCGAUUAUCCAAAUGAAUUUAUCACGUCUGUGGAGGGAUCAUUAGAAGGUAUUCGGGUUACCUCGUUGACAGUCAAAACAUCAAAAGGGAGAACAUCUCCGAAAUUUGGAUUUCGUGUGACUAGCGACAAAUUCGUGCUGGAGAAACCAGGUCAUGUCCUUGUGGGCUUCCAUGGAAGCUCAGAUUAUUAUCUUCUUGCUCUUGGUGCAUAUUAUCGCCCGCUGCCUCCUCCUCCUGAUACGGUGAAAAUAGAAGAAGAAGGUGGUGAUGGAGGAGAUUAUUGGGACGACGGUGGUGCUUUCAACGGUAUUAGAAAGAUAUACAUUGGACUAACCGAAAACAAUACUAUAGAUGAUCAUGGGAACAAGUCCGUGCUAUAUGAUCUCCAAGAGUUAACGCUUAGUGAUCCUGCGGAAUAUCUCACAUCAGUGGAGGGUGACUAUGAUGAUGAAUCCGGAGUUAUAACCAUGCUUAAGUUCACUACCAACAACAACUCUAGGGUUUUUGGAUUCAGUACAACAACAAGUUUUAUACUCCACAAAGAUAAACAUAAGAUCGUUGGGUUUCAUGGAAAAUCCAGCAACAUGCUUCAUCAAAUUGGGGUCCAUGUUCUGCCCAUUCCAUGA
Molecule: messenger RNA, 1727 nt
Organism: Eruca vesicaria subsp. sativa (arugula)
Lineage: Eukaryota; Viridiplantae; Streptophyta; Magnoliopsida; Brassicales; Brassicaceae
Source: the annotation of a GenBank genome assembly